Carlito syrichta (Philippine tarsier) is the source of this 1473-nucleotide messenger RNA. It is a transcript of the gene JMJD4, whose product is annotated as jumonji domain containing 4. Gene Ontology annotation, molecular function: histone H4R3 demethylase activity; sequence-specific DNA binding. The record is from RefSeq and is a predicted model, not a curated record. The transcript has 6 exons. Gene Ontology annotation, cellular component: nucleus; cytoplasm. Gene Ontology annotation, biological process: negative regulation of gene expression; positive regulation of translational termination; protein hydroxylation. Bases 1 to 1473 code for a protein of 490 amino acids. Lineage: Eukaryota; Metazoa; Chordata; Mammalia; Primates; Tarsiidae.
AUGAGGCUCGUGGCGAGCCGCGCGCUUGUGCGCUCAGCGGCCCAUGAAAUUAGGGUCCGGUGGGAACGCGGUGCGCUCACGAACCAAGUUCCGUGUGAGUGCCUUGCCGUUUCCGCUCCGGGGGAAGUGGGAGGCGUGCCUAAAGUCCCCGAGUUCCCUCUGCUCUCGCGUCACUACAUCCCCGGUGUCCUCGAGCUCCGUUCCCCGUCCGAGCCCGGCUGGAUGGACCGCGAAACACGCGUCCUCGCUGAGCGCCACUUCCGAGCCGCGGGGGACGGCGAAGCGGGUGGUGGGGCCCUGGGCGGAGUGGCCUUCAUCGCGGAGCCUGCCACCUUCUCCUACGGUGACUUCGUGCGCGGCUUCCUGCUGCCCAACAGGCCCUGCGUCUUCUCCAGCGCCUUCACCCGCGCCUGGGGCUGCCGGCGCCGCUGGGUCACGCCCGCGGGCAGGCCCGACUUCGACUACCUGCUGCAGACCUACGGAGACGUGGUUGUACCCGUUGCAGACUGCGGGGUCCAGGAAUACAACUCGAACCCCAAAGAACAUAUGCCCCUCAGAGACUACAUCAGCUACUGGAAAGAGUACAUUCAGGGCGACUGCUCCUCUCCGCGGGGCUGUCUCUACCUCAAAGACUGGCACCUGUGCAGGGAUUCCCCAGCAGAUGACGUGUUCACCCUGCCUGUGUACUUCUCAUCUGACUGGCUGAAUGAGUUCUGGGAUACCCUGGGUGUGGAUGACUACCGCUUCGUCUAUGCGGGGCCAACAGGCACCUGGUCUCCGUUCCACGCCGACAUCUUUCGCUCCUUCAGCUGGUCCGUCAAUGUGUGCGGGAGGAAGAAGUGGCUCCUGUUCCCUCCGGGGCAGGAGGAGGCCCUGCGGGACCACCUGGGCCACCUGCCCUAUGAUGUGACCGUCCCCGCGCUGAUGGACAAAUGCCUGCAUCCAAGGCGCACUCUGGCUGGCCCGGCCCUGGAGCUCACACAGGAGGCAGGCGAGAUGGUGUUCGUGCCCAGUGGGUGGCACCACCAGGUCCACAACCUGGAUGACACCAUCUCCAUCAACCACAAUUGGGUCAACGGCUUCAACCUGGCCAACAUGUGGCAUUUCCUGCAGCAGGAGCUGCGUGCUGUGCAAGAGGAGGUUGGUCAGUGGAGGGACUCCAUGCCCGACUGGCACCAACACUGUCAGGUCAUCAUGAGGUCCUGCUCGGGCAUCAACUUUGAAGAGUUUUACCACUUUCUCAAGGUCAUCGCAGAGAGGAGGCUCUGCAUCCUGGAGGAGGGAGUGGCAGAGGAUGACACCAGGCCAGGGCUUGAGCAGGCAGUGUUCGACGUGGGGCGCAUUGUGGAUGUGCUGGCCUCUGUGGUCACACACCCCGACUUCCAGAGAGUAGACACUGGCACAUUCUCACCCCAGCCUGAGAAGCUGCUGCAGCGACUAAGGAGAACUGUUGCUGCCACUGCAGCCCCCUAG